Pogonomyrmex barbatus (red harvester ant) is the source of this 2680-nucleotide messenger RNA. RefSeq names its product ATP-binding cassette sub-family B member 10, mitochondrial. Gene Ontology annotation, cellular component: mitochondrial inner membrane. Gene Ontology annotation, molecular function: ATP hydrolysis activity; ABC-type oligopeptide transporter activity; ATP binding. Gene Ontology annotation, biological process: oligopeptide export from mitochondrion. The record is from RefSeq and is a predicted model, not a curated record. NCBI's taxonomy places the organism in Eukaryota, Metazoa, Arthropoda, Insecta, Hymenoptera, Formicidae.
GAACGAAUCACAUUCGAAUUCUACACUUGCUUGAUAAGCAAGAGAUAACCGUAAGGAAAGUAUGACAAUGUAAUAAUAUAAAUUGAAAAGAAAGAAGAGAUUAAAAAAAAUAAUAAGAUUAAGAAGAGAUUAAAAAAAAAUUCUCUUUGAAAAAAGCUUAUGACUUCUUCGUAGCGACAAGAAAAAACUUGGAGAAAGUCUGCAUCUAGAAUAUGAUUCCACGAUGAAUACCUCGUGCUUAAUCAGCACAUAUGAGUGUACGAUUGUAAAUUAUUGUGAUCUGAUUAACCACAACAAAUUAAUUGGAACUCGAGCUCACCGUUGGACGGCUUCCCGCAAAGUUGAUUAUUUUAGUCCCAAGUACGAGUAGUCACGAUUUCAUUCUAAUGAAAUCUUGUACGAUACCAUUUAGGUUAACCCGGAUCGAAGGCUGACUUAUAGGAUUAUAUCCUGUUUGAUUAUUCAGUAAAUUUGCAUGUCGCGAAUAAUCGGAUCGUAUAUAGCAUGACCAUUCUUUGGAAGAUACUGACUAAUCCUGGCAUCCUACGAAAAUCAGGAUGCUGCGGGGUUCACGUGUCGCAGAAAUACUUGUUCAGUUCGUGCCUGACAAGGCAGCCCAUUAAAUUGUCAAGGAAAAGCCAGUUGUUCAUCGGGCUGAGACACCACACGAUUGAUACCGUUCGCUCUGAUGCUUCUACAUCCAUCGUACGCACAGUCAAGGUGAAGAAACGUUCAGAAUUAAAAACUUUAAUUUUGCUGGCUGCCCCUGAAAAAUGGACUCUGAUGAAGGCUAUCGCACUCCUGCUCGUAUCAUCUAGCGUAACGAUGGCUGUUCCGUUCUGCUUUGGCAAAGUGAUAGAUGUGAUCAAUACUGUGGAAGCAACAAAGAUGAAGGAAAACCUUAAUCAGUUGACGCUUGCUCUGUUUGUUGUAUUUCUUAUAGGCGGCGUGAGCAAUUUUGGCAGAGUUUACCUCAUGUCAAUGGCAGGACAUAGAAUUACACAGUCUCUUAGGAAAAAAGCAUAUGCUGCUAUCCUUCAACAGGAAACAGCAAUGUUUGACAGAGAAAGUACAGGAGAAUUAGUUGGGAGAUUGAGCGGAGAUACACAGCUUAUCAGUUCUGCUGUUACAUCCAAUGUAUCGGAUGGUUUACGCUCUGCUAUAAUGGCUAUUACAGGAGUGUCUAUGAUGUUUUAUGUAUCACCAUCGCUAGCUUUACUCGGCCUGGCUAUAGUACCACCUGUUGCAGUUAUCGCCGUUAUUUGGGGCCGUGUCUUGAAAAGAGUCUCUAAAGAUUUGCAGAGCAGUUUUGCAGUGCUUAAUACAAUCGCGGAAGAAAGAAUUAGCAAUAUAAGAACCGUUAAAGCAUUUGCGCAAGAAAAACGUGAGAUCAACAGAUACAGCGCUAAACUACAAGAUGUUCUCAAACUAUGUUACAAGGAGAGUUUAUAUAGAGGAAUGUUUUUCGGAAUGACUGGUCUCUCUGGAAACGCGAUUGCUCUUUCAGUUCUUUAUAAUGGAGUAUUUAUGGUAUCAAACUCUGAUAUAACAAUUGGAAGUUUAAGCGCCUUCCUGUUAUAUGCCGGCUAUGUAGGAGUAUCUUUGAACGGAUUAUCUAAGGCAUAUAGCGAAUUAAAUAAGGGUCUAGGUGCAAACAUUCGUUUAUUCGAGCUGAUUAAUCGACAGCCACUUAUUCCCAUUCAAGGUGGGCAAAUUUUAAAAGAGGGAUUAUCAGGCAACGUAACGUUCCAAAAUGUUUUCUUCGUGUAUCCAACGCGAGAAAAGAUUUCUGUGCUGAAAGGUUUUAAUUUAGACAUAGAGAAGUGUUCCAUGACUGCUAUCGUCGGUUCUUCGGGUUCUGGUAAAUCUACCGUAGCAUCACUCUUAUUAAGGUUGUACGAUCCUACUAAAGGAUCGAUUCUUUUUGACAAUUGUGAUCUUCGUUUACUUGAUCCUAUGUGGGUCAAGUCUCAGAUUAGUAUUGUAUCCCAAGAGCCAAUUCUCUUUAGCGGUUCGAUAAGAGACAAUAUAUUAUAUGGAAUGGAAUCUGCAACCGAUUUCGAAGUAGAAAAGGCUGCGAGACAGGCUCAUGUGUUACAGUUUACAGAAAAAAUGACGAACGGAUUAGAUACAAUAGUUGGAGAAAGGGGUAUUGCCCUUAGCGGCGGACAACGUCAAAGAGUUGCCAUUGCUAGGGCACUAAUAAAGAAACCAAAAAUUUUAAUAUUAGAUGAAGCGACCAGUGCCUUAGAUGCAGAAAGCGAAUAUUUUGUUCAAGAGGCUUUAGAACGUGCUAUCCGUGGAAGGACAGUGAUAACGAUUGCUCACAGACUUAGUACAAUAAAAAAUGCUGAUAAAAUCGUAGUACUCGAUGGAGGACAAGUGGCGGAAACUGGCACUUAUACCGAGCUAAUGAAUUUGGAGCAUGGUCAUUUCAAAAAAUUAGUAAAACAUCAAACGUUCGCAUAGAUGUAUAGAAAUCGCUGAACAAUAAUUAUUCAGUGAUUCGUUACAAUGUUCUUAUGGUUUAUCAAUGUAUUAUAUGUACAUAUAUAUUACAUAUGUAUAUUUAUUAUCUUUGAAAUAUUUAAAAUUAAAGUUCCAUACAAUAUUGGCACAUUUCUUGGUGGGAAUAUGUUGAUAUCUAAUUGGAGUAAAAAAUAGAAGAGUAUAUGAUAUA